This is a messenger RNA of Mytilus trossulus (common blue mussel), 1838 nucleotides long. RefSeq names its product protein SpAN-like. The record is from RefSeq and is a predicted model, not a curated record. NCBI's taxonomy places the organism in Eukaryota, Metazoa, Mollusca, Bivalvia, Mytilida, Mytilidae. Gene Ontology annotation, biological process: proteolysis. Gene Ontology annotation, molecular function: zinc ion binding; metalloendopeptidase activity. Gene Ontology annotation, cellular component: membrane. The transcript is spliced from 12 exons. Bases 96 to 1694 code for a protein of 532 amino acids.
GUCCGCUUAUCAACACUAUUGGCCUACUUUAAUUUACAUUAAAACAAACUUAGUACUCUUCCGUAUUUAUAUAGACAGAACCUCUUACGGACAGUAUGUCGAUCAUGGACACUCAAAUCUUCGCAGUUUUAUGUAUGUGCUUGGUAAAUGUCCAAUGUCGCCCAACAGAAUCUGAGAUUUUUGCCUACCUCAAGUCAAUGAAAAAUGACCCAACACUUCCAGAACAGAAUUUUGGAAGAGAUACUCCAGGUUUAAUACAAGGGGACAUUCUAGAAGCUCAGCGUGAUGUUCGUAACUCUGUGGUGAAUUAUCAACGAACAUGGACCAAUAAUGUAAUUCCAUAUACAUUUGCACCAAAUAACUAUAGUUUUACUGAACAAAACUAUAUCGUAUCAGUCAUUACAGACAUGAUGAAAGUAACAAGCAAUUGUGUGACAUUUAUUCCAAGAACAAUAGAAAAAGACUUUGUGUACAUACAGAACGCAGGAGAAUGUAACAGUGCUGUUGGUAGGACCGGUGGGGUGCAGAUAUUAAACCUUGAUGACAAAUGCUUAAAAAAUGGUACCAUCAUGCACGAAUUGAUGCAUACACUUGGUUUCUGGCACGAACAUACACGACCAGAUAGAGAUGACUAUAUAACAGUUCACGAAAACAAUAUUUUAAAAGAGUAUACAUAUAACUUCAACAAAAUGCCUUCAAAUUCAGUAUUGCUACUGGAACCAUAUGAUUAUUGUUCAAUCAUGCACUACUCUCCAACAACGUUUUCAACUGACCCAUUGAAGCAUACAUUUGAACCACAACAACAUGUGGAAUGCGAGAUUGGUCAGAGAGACUACUUAACAGAGAAAGAUGUCAACAGAAUACAAAAAUUAUACAACUGUGAGAAAGUUGAAGAAAUGUGUUCCAAGCCGAUAAUACUAAGAAAUGGUAAAGUCACAUUCUCAGACAGAAAAAUAAGUUCCAAAAUACAAUAUAACUGUUCCACUGGAUAUGUAUUGGUUGGUCCAUCAGAGAGAUUUUGUAGAAAUGAUGUAACUUGGUCUGGUGACGAACCACUGUGUUUACCUACAAAUAAUGUUCUGAACUUUUGUAAUUUUGACGAUCCUGGAACUUGCAAUUGGAACCCUGAUAUAUUGGAUCCCGAUCAAGACUAUGAAGAGUGGUCAAAACAAGCUGGAUCGACAAAAACACCUCGUACUGGACCUGUCUUUGAUCAUACUAGAGAAACCUCUGAAGGUUUUUAUAUGUAUGUUGAAAGUUCCGAAAAAAUCAAACCAACUCAAAACCAAACAAGGAAAUUCAGGAUAAGGAAUUCCAAUAUCAGUCACGGCGACGUCGAGGGAGGAGUCUGCAUGUCAUUUUAUUCUAACACAUAUGGCAAAGGAAUAGUUCCAGGUUCGCUUCAAGUUUACGUAGCACAUUCAAACAGUUCACAAACAAAACUCAUAUGGAAAGAUGAUGGAACCAAUUCACAGAAAUGGAUAAGAAGAAUCAUAUCAACACAAAUAAAACCAGAUUCAAUGGGUAAAAUGAUUGACAUUAUAAUUGAAGUGGACAUAGGACAAAGUGCAACGCCAUGGGAAAGUGAUAUCGCCGUUGAUGACAUUUUAAUUGCAUCAUGCAAUCAAAUAAAAACAUACGAAGAUUGGUUAGAAAAACAUGCCUCUGCAAUGGUUCCUCAACCGGUUGGAUAAGUGAACAAUUAUAAAACAUUGAAUACUACAACUCAAUUUGAGUUUAUUGCGUUACUUCGAAUUCUGUACCAUUGUGUGUUAUAUAUUUUUUGUAUUUUGUAUUUCCUCAUUUUGUUAUGUUAUCUGAACAGAUUACAGAUAAGU